GCCCCAGGAGAUCACACACUCAUUUGUUUAAAUUUGCAUUGACAGCUGCCACCUCGAUAUAAGUAUUAAGCGGAGAGUUUCUCAACAUCAGACAGCGAGUGACCAGUUUGGUGACAAACAGCUACAACUAUGAACUUCCCCUUAACCCUGGACAUGGACUUCAUAAACUACAACCUGGAUGACCUGUACAAGGAAUUAGGUAACUACAAUGACAGCACGGAGAACCCCCCACCGGAAAAUCACAUCUGCUCCACAGUUGAGGGGCCCCUCUUGACCUCCUUCAAGGCUGUGUUCAUGCCCGUGGCUUAUGGCCUCAUCUUCCUCCUGGGUAUGAUGGGCAACAUCCUGGUGUUGGUGAUCCUGGAGCGGCAUCGGCAGACGCGCAGCUCCACUGAGACCUUCCUGUUCCACUUGGCAGUGGCUGAUCUCCUGCUGGUCUUCAUCUUGCCCUUUGCUGUGGCUGAGGGCUCUGUUGGCUGGGUCCUGGGCACCUUCCUCUGCAAAACUGUGAUUGCUCUGCACAAGAUCAACUUCUACUGCAGCAGCCUACUCCUGGCUUGCAUUGCUGUGGACCGCUACUUGGCCAUUGUCCAUGCAGUCCACGCCUACCGCCAUCGCCGCCUCCUCUCCAUCCAUAUCACCUGUGUGACCAUCUGGCUGGCAGGCUUCGUCUUUGCUUUGCCAGAGAUUCUCUUCGCCAAGGUCAGCCAACCUCAUCACAAUGACUCUCUGCCACUCUGCACCUUUUCCCAAGAGAACCAAGCUGAAACCAAUGCCUGGUUCACCUCCCGCUUCCUCUACCAUUUUGGGGGAUUCCUGCUGCCAAUGCUAGUGAUGGGCUGGUGCUAUGUAGGGGUGGUACACAGGCUGUGCCAGGCCCAACGUCGCCCUCAGCGGCAGAAAGCAGUCAGGGUGGCCAUUCUGGUGACAAGUGUCUUCUUUCUCUGCUGGUCACCCUACCACAUCGUCAUUUUUCUGGACACCCUGGCAAGGCUGAAGGCUGUGGGCAGUAGCUGUGAGCUGAAUAGCUAUCUCUCUGUGGCCAUCACCAUGAGUGAAUUCCUGGGCCUGGCCCACUGCUGUCUCAAUCCCAUGCUCUACACCUUUGCAGGAGUGAAGUUCCGUAGUGACCUGUCACGAAUUCUGACCAAGCUGGGCUGUGCCGGUCCUGUUUCCUUUUGCCAGUUCUUCCCAAGUUGGCGCAAAAGCAGUCUCUCUGAGUCAGAGAAUGCCACCUCCCUCACCACCUUCUAGGUCCCAGCCCUGCUUUGUUUCUACUUUCUUGGGGAAUGCACUGAUGCUGGAACCCUUCCAAUAGGAGCUGUGAUCCUAUGAGCUCACUUUGGCUGGUGUCCUUACAUGAGGCAGCUAGAUGAAUCAAUGCACCUUUCCAGGACAUUCCUGCCAGCUCUUUUCUCAACUCUGGGGCUAGGAUGGAGUCAAGUGAAGGAAAAGCAGCUCAAAGGAAAAACGAAGAAUACCUGUACCCAUUCGAAUUACUUUGGGCUGAGGGUCCCAUAUGCCUUCUCUCACUUUAACCACCCAAAGUUCGAGAAACAAAUUGACUUCUAUCUUAGAAAUGCAAAGUCGUUACCCUCCCAGAACUCACUCAAUCAUCUACACCAUCUGCCAAAAGAGACUAAAAGCUGAACACCAGGGGAUGGAUGGAGGUUAAGGCUGAGAAAAGGCCAGCUGGCAUCAGAAUGUGGCCUUAACAUGUCUCAGUCUCUAACAAACAUAUCUGCCAGGCCAUCAGGCCUGGAGCGUACUGACCAAGCAGGAAGCUCAGACUGACUCAGAUUAGGUAGCUGUCCCUGGCUCUAACCAAAAUGGUACUGGAUCAGCUCCAUGUCACUGGGCCCUGGGUGGUUCUACAGACUGAGGGAAGAUUCUACAUCCACUCAGAGACCAGCCAGUGUCCUGGAGAAGAAUUAAGGCUGAGCCACAUAAAGGAGCACAACCAGAGGGGGGGUAAAAAAAAAAAAGAUUCUCCUUCCCCGGUCCCAAGAAGGAAUAAUUAUAAACCAAAGCUAGCUAUCUCCUCUGCCCAGGGUGGAGAGGUCCCAGAGCAGGGUUCCGGGCACUGAUGGAGAAGGCAGAGUAAUCCCUCCCUGCCUCCUCCCAGUGAGUCGCACAGCCAGGAGAACCUCCUCAAACAGCAAAAGGGUCCCAACCACAGCAGAGAAAACACUUAGCUAAAAUAACUAAAAGUCAAUACUCUGGUUUCUCUUCAGAUCACAUAAAUCUUUCGCCUUUUACUAAAAUAGCUAAAAGUCAGAACCAAUAUAUUCAUCCCUGAGAAGAAAGACAGAGGAAAGAGGCCUCUGGAAGUCAACUCAUACAGUGGAGGCCAAGCCCAGGACACAGGCUCUCUGGGCCUCAACAAGAGCCACCUGUGGCAUCCCCUUCGGCUACACAGUGUGAGAAGCAGGCCCAGGCAGGGAAGUCCCUAGACCCCAGGAAGCAGGGCCCUGGCCUCAAGAGGACACUACUCAGAUGGAACAGGGGAAAUUGCUCUACACAUGCUCACCCAACCAGCCCACCUGCUCUCCUUGUUCCACCCCAGCCUUUGGUCUAGCUGGAGUCAGAAAGCAAGUAUCUUGCUGAGGGCACAUCUGAGUUGCCUACUCCCCACUCAAGCCAAUCAGCCAAGUUCCCUAGGAGGACCCCACAAAGAAAGCCAGAGAUAUGACUCAGGCACUGUGCUUUCACCACUGAACACUGGGGAAGUCUUCCUUUUCCUCCCACCCUCCAACAGCAAGCUGGGCACUAGAGGAGCCAGACAUAGAAGCAAAAAAGCAAGAGAUUAGAUUUUUAAUUUUCUCUUUUUAAUAAAAAGGCACCUAUAAAACAGGUCAAUACAGUACAGGCAGCACAAAGACCCCCAGAACAAGCCUAAAAAUUGUUUUAAAAUAAAAACCAAGAUGUCUUCA
Molecule: messenger RNA, 2933 nt
Organism: Artibeus jamaicensis (Jamaican fruit-eating bat)
Lineage: Eukaryota; Metazoa; Chordata; Mammalia; Chiroptera; Phyllostomidae
Gene: CXCR5
Product: C-X-C motif chemokine receptor 5
Exons: 2
Coding region: 130-1254 (374 amino acids)
Biological process (GO): chemotaxis; B cell activation; G protein-coupled receptor signaling pathway
Cellular component (GO): membrane
Molecular function (GO): C-X-C chemokine receptor activity
Source: RefSeq, a predicted model, not a curated record